Molecule: messenger RNA, 522 nt
Organism: Symbiodinium necroappetens
Lineage: Eukaryota; Dinophyceae; Suessiales; Symbiodiniaceae
Source: the annotation of a GenBank genome assembly
AUGCUCAUCAAUAGCUGCUCAUUUCUUUCUCUCAGAUCGGCGACAGCCAGCUUGUCUGCAUGCAAGCGAUGGGCCCAAGCUCUUCGCGGACGCUUCCCAGUAGAGCUGCCACCCCCGCAGGUUGACAAGCUCUUGCAGUUCUGCCUCCUUCAAGUGCUUCUGGUCUUCGACGAGACACGUCUCCCUCUUCCAAUUACAGCCGUGUACUCAGAGAUGCGGUCCGCCGGCCGCCGAGCGACCGCAGAACCGGCAGCACGCUCACGCCUGGAAUCCAUGGUGCUGCAGCCGGCGGGUCCCAGCUACCGGGCACAGCAGAGCGACUUCCUUGGCAGCUUUUCCGAUGGGCGCAGGCAACGCCACCAUGUCUGCUGGCUGCCGGACGUCAAGAGCUCUGGGUUCAAGAGCUUGGAUAAGAUGGCGCGGCAUUUCCAUGCCACGGAUCUCAUUGAGGCAGGACAAUGCUGGGGCUGCCUUGAGCACACUCACACUUCUAAGCCCUACACCUCUAUAGAUCUAUGGUAG